AUGGGCGCUUCAGCCAGGGAUACCGCCGGCACUGCAUGCAUAGCAGCAUUGUCCGGUCAACUUCGCCCCAAGAAGGCAUUGAUUGACGCUUGGGCUGAAGGUCGAAGCAUCGGCGGCUCUCGGCACUGCUCGGCAUCUCCACUGCUGAUGCCGUGUCUUGCUCUCUUCCUCCAUCUGCCCCAUCCAGCUUAUCCACGCUGUUUCACUCUGUCGCAACAUUCUUGGUGGAUGCACCGGCAGAGCAUGUAUCAUCUCGGCAAUUCUCAGUGCCAAUGCAUAUUCCUCGUCAUCCGAUGGUCCUUGGAAUUUGAAACUGCCACUGCCGAUCCCACUAUCGAGACGCUGGCAGAGACUCUUUAG
Aspergillus costaricaensis CBS 115574 is the source of this 360-nucleotide messenger RNA. RefSeq lists its product as uncharacterized. The record is from RefSeq and is a predicted model, not a curated record. Bases 1 to 360 code for a protein of 119 amino acids. The transcript has 3 exons. NCBI's taxonomy places the organism in Eukaryota, Fungi, Ascomycota, Eurotiomycetes, Eurotiales, Aspergillaceae.